Acyrthosiphon pisum (pea aphid) is the source of this 534-nucleotide messenger RNA. RefSeq names its product ubiquitin-like. Gene Ontology annotation, molecular function: protein binding. The record is from RefSeq and is a predicted model, not a curated record. Lineage: Eukaryota; Metazoa; Arthropoda; Insecta; Hemiptera; Aphididae. The coding region runs from base 36 to 413 and encodes 125 amino acids. The transcript has a single exon.
AUUACCUAAUUUUAUAUUUGGUUUUCAGACUCAACAUGCAGAUCUUCAUCAAAACUUUGACUGGUAAAACUAUCACUUUGGAAGUUGAGUCAUCAUAUCCCAUUGAAAAAGUAAAAGUCAAGAUCCAAGAAAGGGAAGGUUACCCAACAGACCAUCAACGUCUGAUCUUUUCCGAUAAGCAACUUAUAGACGGACAUACUCUUUCCGAAUAUAACAUUGAAAAAGAUUCUACUAUUCACGUCGUGUUCCGUCUCCAAGGUGGUAUGCAAAUCUUCAUAAAGAAGACCAUUACAUUGGAAGUGGAAUCAUCUGAUUCCAUUGAAAAUGUUGUGGCCAAGAUCCAAGACAAAGAAGGUAUCCCACCAGACCAACAACGUUUGAAGAGGAAUCUUGGUUUCUUAGGAUUCUUCUAGGUAUCCUUGGAUUUUCUUGGUGCAGUGUCUUCGUGGCUGAGCACACAAUAAUUUUAUGUCGAUUUAUUAUUUAUACUUUAUCCGGAAUGUGAAUCAAUUAAUGUAUUUCAAAAUUUUUAAU